UGGAUAUCUUUUUGCAUUAGCGUUACAGUUAAUUGAGGACUCCCGCCAUAUUGAUCUGACAAGACUCACAAAAAAGGAGAAAGAGUUAAUAGUCAAUCAACUUAGAUCAAUACAUAAUCUUGGCGUCUUACACAACGAUAUUUCCCCAAGAAAUAUACUAUAUGAGCCAAAAAGUAGCCAUUACUUUUUUAUUGAUUUUGGCCUAAGUGAGAUUGUGGAUAAUAAAUCAACAAAAUUGCACAAGGAAGAAGCAAGAUUAAAAAAAAUUUUACAACUAUAAACAUCUGAAUGUAUAGAGAAAAUUUGAAUCAACUAUUGGUGAUUGUUCACUUCAUUUCGUUGGCAUUACAAUUAUACAUUAUCACGCUAGAUGAAGCAUAAAUAAAUUUAUUGCAAGCUACAAUGUAUAUA
This is a messenger RNA of Rhizophagus irregularis DAOM 181602=DAOM 197198, 411 nucleotides long. The record is from RefSeq and is a predicted model, not a curated record. Lineage: Eukaryota; Fungi; Glomeromycota; Glomeromycetes; Glomerales; Glomeraceae.